AUGUCUUCAUCCUAUCCCAUCGUCGACAUUCACACGCACAUGUAUCCGCCGUCCUACAUCCGACUGCUUUCCUCCCGCAGCACCGUGCCUUACAUCCACCAACCCUCCGAAGACCCCAAUGCCGACCCAAGGCUGAUCAUCCUUGCGUCCGACGACGACCCUGCACGGCCCAAGUCCGCUCGCGGCCGGCCUGUCGACGGCACAUACAGUUCCUUCGACCAGAAACGUCAGUUCAUGCAGGCUCACGGCAUCACCUGCAGCGUCAUCAGCCUGGCCAACCCGUGGCUUGACUUCUUGGACCCAGAGUCGGCCCUUCCCACUGCCCAGGAGAUCAACGACGACCUCGACAAAGCCUGUGCCGAGAACAACGCUCAGCCGUCAGGCUUGAAACUCUAUGCCUUUGGCUGCCUGCCUCUGUCAGCGCCCUCGCAGGACAUUGUCCAGGAGAUCCACCGCCUCAAGACGCUGGCCAAUGUCAAAGGCGUCAUCAUGGGAACUACCGGCCUGGGCCAAGGUCUGGAUGACCCGGCCCUUGACGAGAUCUUCGCUGCGUUGGCUGCAACAAAUACUCUCGUCUUCCUCCAUCCGCACUACGGGCUUCCUGACUCUGCCUUUGGCGGGCAGGAGACCAUUGCAAAGUCAGGCCAUGUACUACCUCUCGCUUUGGGGUUCCCUCUCGAAACCACCAUCGCCGUGUCGAGAAUGUAUCUGGCCGGCGUCUUUGACAGACACCCUCAGCUCCAGUUUCUCCUCGCUCAUUCAGGCGGAACUCUGCCUUUUCUGGCCGGGCGAAUAGAAUCGUGUGUGGCCCACGAGCGGGAGUUCAUCGCCAACGGGGGUCACAGGCAAGGUCCGAAACGGUCAAUCUGGGAGGUCCUACACUCGAAUCUCUAUCUCGACGCUGUCAUCUACGGCCAACCUGGGCUAAAAGCCGCGAUCGAGGCGGCCGGAAGUGUAGAUCGGGUCAUGUUCGGCACAGAUCACCCUUUCUUCCCCCCGCUAGGGGAUGACAAGAAUAGCAAGUGGCUGAGCGUGGAAAGUAACAUAAGCGCGAUUGAUGGCUGCUUUCCCCAGAACGAAGAGGCGCAGCGAAAGAUCUUGGGCGGAAAUGCGGUGAGGGUCCUUGGCCUGGACCUGUGA
Messenger RNA from Capronia epimyces CBS 606.96, 1140 nucleotides. RefSeq lists its product as uncharacterized. Lineage: Eukaryota; Fungi; Ascomycota; Eurotiomycetes; Chaetothyriales; Herpotrichiellaceae. Gene Ontology annotation, molecular function: carboxy-lyase activity; hydrolase activity. The transcript has a single exon. Bases 1 to 1140 code for a protein of 379 amino acids. Gene Ontology annotation, biological process: secondary metabolic process. The record is from RefSeq and is a predicted model, not a curated record. Gene Ontology annotation, cellular component: cytosol; cytoplasm.